UCUCAGUGUAGGGAGAAACAGGGAAGAGAUGUAAAUAGGAAACUUGGUUUCUAUGAAAUUUAGUAAUAUUUACAAGAAAAUAAUAAUAAUAACAUAAAGAAUCAUCAAAAAUCCCUCUUUAAUUUAAUAGCCUGCCCAUAGGAUUUUUAGAUUUAGUUCAGGUUAUUGAAGGGCAUUUACACUCACUAUUCUGACACUUUUGUAAAGAUGUGUGAGGCAGUUAGUUAGCAAGCUAGCUAGCUAAGGCGGCAGGAGGAGAACAAAAGAUUUUUUUUUUCAGUUUUGACCGGUUGCACUGACACCAAGUCCAUGCAGAACGUGUCAUCACCAACACAAUGCCCGUGUUACUUUUUCUGAUAGACACGUCCGCGUCAAUGAACCAGCGCACCCAUCUGGGCACUACCUAUCUGGACAUUGCAAAAGGCGCUGUUGAGACUUUCAUGAAGCUUAGAGGCAGAGAUCCGGCGAGCCGAGGGGACCGGUAUAUGUUGAUAAAUUUUGAGGACGUUCCCCUCGGAAUCAAGGCUGGAUGGAAAGAGAGCCAUGCCACAUUCAUGACAGAGCUGAGGAACCUUCAAGCAGCAGGACUCACAACUAUUGGCCAGUCUUUGAGGACCGCUUUUGAUUUGCUCAAUCUCAAUAGAUUAGUGUCUGGGAUAGACAACUAUGGACAGGGCAGGAAUCCCUUUUUCCUGGAGCCGUCCAUCAUAGUGGCCAUCACCGACGGCAACAAGCUGACCAGCAGUGGCGGAGUCCAGGAUGAGCUCCACCUUCCCCUGACCACUCCUCUGCCGGGCAGUGAGCUGACCAAGGAGCCGUUCCGCUGGGACCAACGCUUGUUCUCCCUGGUGCUGAGGAUCCCUGGACACGCCACUGUAGAGCCUGAACCACUGGGAGGGGUCCCCCCCGAUGACUCGGCCAUCACCCCCAUGUGCGAGGUCACCGGAGGUCGCUCCUACAGUGUGUUCUCCCAGCGCAUGUUGAAUCAGUGUCUGGAGUCUCUACUGCAGAAGAUCCAGAGUGGAGUGGUCAUCAACUUUGAGAAGACGGGCCCGGACCCCCCUCCUGGAGAGGAUGAGACCCUGAAGCCCGGCCCCCAGUCGUGGCACUGCUGCCACAAGCUGAUCUACGUACGACCCAACCCCAAAACUGGUGUGCCCAUCGGACACUGGCCCAUUCCUGAAGGCUUCUGGCCCGACACAAACUCCCCCACCCUGCCCCCUCGCUCGGCCCACCCCCACGUGCGUUUCUCCUGUCUGGACUCAGAGCCCAUGGUGAUUGACAAGGUUCCCUUCGACAAGUACGAGCUGGAGGCUUCACCUCUCACACAGUACAUCCUGGAGAGGAAGUCCCCUCAUUCCUGCUGGCAGGUGUUUGUAAGUAACAGUGCCAAGUACAGUGACCUGGGCCAGCCCUUUGGCUACCUGAAGGCCAGCACGGCUCUCAACUGUGUCAACCUCUUCGUCAUGCCCUACAACUACCCUGUUGUACUGCCUCUACUGGAUGACUUGAUCCGGGUGCACAAGUUCAAGCCCACCAUUAAAUGGCGUCAGUCAUUUGAGAACUACCUGAAGACCAUGCCUCUUUAUUACAUUGGGUCCCUCCGGAAGGCGCUAAGGAUCAUGGGAGCUCCUAACCUCCUGGCCGACAACAUGGAGUAUGGUCUGAGUUACAGUGUGGUGUCCUACCUCAAGAAGCUCAGCCAGCAGACCAAGAUAGAGUACGAGCGGCUGAUAGCAUCUGUAGCUAAAAAAGUGGUAGCGGAGGGUGGCAUCAAGGUGCGUGACCGCGGUGGGGACAUCUCCCUGGCCCAGCGCAGAGACUUCACUCAGCUUCUGGCCAGCAUCACAGGAGAGACGGCCGCCCUGCCCCUGGAGCUAAACUCUAAAGAGUUCUCUGGCUUUCAGCUGGCUCCUCUCAACAAGAGUCUGAAACCUCAGGGUUUCCGGAACGCCUACGACAUUCCCAGAAUGCACCUCCUGGAUCAGCUGAGCCGCAUGAGGAGGAACCUGCUCAGCACCACCUGUCUGCUCCGGGGACAGGACACAGACCAGCUGCACAGUGUGCCCAUCGCCCAGAUGGGGAACUACCAGGACUUCCUCAAAGCCCUUCCCCAACCCCUCAGAGACGCAGACCCUGAACAGCCCAAACGCCUGCACACCUUCGGAAAUCCAUUCAAACUGGACAAGAAGGGGAUGAUGAUUGACGAGGCCGAUGAGUUUGUGACGGGUCCCCAGAACAAGGGCAAGCGUCCGGGGAGUGACUCCAACAUGCACGGGGUCGGGGGUGGGGGUCCUAAGAGACGACGGUGCAUGUCCCCUCUACUGCGCCCCGGCAGAGCCUAUUCGCCCCCCGUCAGCCCUGCAGCCAGCCCCUUCAGACCCCCCCUCGCCGAGUGCGACCAGAGUGAGUCAGACUCUGAGGCUGUGUUUGGAAACCUCUACAACCCAGAGACGUGUGAGACAGGGACAACGGUCCAACCAGGAGAGAUCCUCUCUGGACCCCUUCUCGACGGCACCGGCACAGGGAACCGCAUGGAGGCUGAUGGGGACACUGAGGAGGAGAAUGGGCUUCCCAGGGAGGUGGAGCUCUCAGAGGGCAAUGAGGAUGGAGGAGAGACUGGGGGUGUGGUGGAGGAGCAGUGCCCGGCCCGGUACCCCUCCCCCGCUGAGCUGAAGAAGGUGAUGAACAGCGAGAGUCUGGAGGUCAACACCGAACUACGAGCCCUCAUCACCAAGGAGAUACGGAAACCCGGGAGACACUAUGAAAAAAUCUUCUACUUCCUGAAGCAGAUCCAAGGAAGCUUUGACACACGGUUGAUAUUUCUCCAGAACAUUAUAAAAGAAGCUGCAAGGUUCAAGAAGCGGGUGCUGAUAGAACAGCUGGAGAACUUUCUAGAAGAGAUCCAUAACAGAGCCAACAAUAUGAACCACCUGGACGGGUUCUAAUGGACAACUCUUCACUCCCCGGACCCUCAGACCUAAACCCCUCCUCCCCACCCUCAGCCCUCAACCUGCAGCCCUUACCCAGGCUGAAAUAUUCCUAUAGAGUAGGUGUAUGAACUAACCCAAGCAAUGAAAUGAGUGCUGUUGGCCUGUCUGUCUCUGUCCGUGUAUACUGUGUGACGCGUGUCUCAUCAGUGAUGGUAUGGUGAACUGAUAUUGCUAAGGGAGGGGGUUCAAAUUCGAUUGUAAAAAGUUUCCAACAACCUCAGGGCCAAAAGAGGAACACUGAUGUUUUAGGUUUCAAAUGAAUCUAUAGGUGGCUUCAUGUUUUUUUUUUUUUUCAUUUUCUCUUUCUAGUCAUCUCUCUUUCUAGUCAUCUCUCUUUCUAGUCAUCUCUCUUUCUAGUCCUCUCUCUUUCUAGUCCUCUCUCUUUCUAGUCCUCUCUCUUUCUAGUCCUCUCUCUUUCUAGUCCUCUCUCUUUCUAGUCCUCUCUCUUUCUAGUCCUCUCUCUUUCUAGUCCUCGUCCUCUCUUUCUAGUCCUCGCCCUCUCUUUCUAGUCCUCUUUCUAGUCAUCUCCAUCUCUCUUUCUAGUCCUCUUUCUAGUCAUCUCCAUCUCUCUUUCUAGUCCUCUUUCUAGUCAUCUCCAUCUCUCUUUCUAGUCCUCUCACUCGAGUCAUCGCCCUCUCUCUUUCUGUGGUAUUUUUGUUGUGGGUUUGUCCCCGUUUGGUUAUUCACUUAAUCCUGAUAGGCACUCCACUCCACCAAUAGAAACACUCCUUUUACUCUAUUCACCAACAGAAAGGGUUGGCCACUCCCCUCCCUCAUGACUUCCUAAUCUUGCCAUGUAAAGGUGAAUCUAAAAUCAGCUGCGCCUACACAACCUACACCGAAGCCCACAUUUCACUCUCAUGGAACUCCAUAUUUGUAGGCAAGAGGAACGUCACGAGUCAGUCAUCUUAGCAGUUCUGGAUUUUAGCUAGAAGGAUAAACCAAACCAAACUCCCAACAAUAAUAAUAACGUACCAUCUGAAUGCUGUUAUCAAAGUGCCGUAGACGAGCCUCAGGAAAUAGACAAUAAUUGAAUGGUUAGCAAUAGCAUCCGUGCCACUAGCAAUUACCCCGUACAACCACUUAGUUACCCUUUGCUGCAAACAUAAACUAAAUCUCUUUGUAGUGUAACAGUUAAGUGUCGUUGGACAUUCAAUUGUGUAGAAUUGAGGCCCUAGAUGUCUGGCUGGCAGUUUACACCACAACAUUUGCAAUCCUCCCUGCCCCUAUUCCCCUUUUAUCUCUCCCAUCUCCUUUCCAAUCCCCCCCCCCCCUCUCCCCCUACCCUCCUAUACAGGGACCAAAUAGUUGCCAAACUUGUCUUUGUUUAUAAAGAGGACGCUACCAAAAGAGAGUAUUUUGAAUACGCUGUAUAUAGAUGUAAAUACCUUUAGAGAAUUAUUUAAAGAGAAUGUUCAGAGGAAGGCCUUUUUUUUUGUUUUUUUUGUAUUUCCAUGAAUAAAGUUUCUAUUUUAACCUGUGACUUGGCCAUGUAAAUAAAGUCAAAACACACAAUCAG
Messenger RNA from Oncorhynchus kisutch (coho salmon), 4512 nucleotides. It is a transcript of the gene ints6, whose product is annotated as integrator complex subunit 6. Gene Ontology annotation, biological process: snRNA 3'-end processing. NCBI's taxonomy places the organism in Eukaryota, Metazoa, Chordata, Actinopteri, Salmoniformes, Salmonidae. The record is from RefSeq and is a predicted model, not a curated record. Gene Ontology annotation, cellular component: integrator complex. The transcript is spliced from 18 exons. The coding region runs from base 336 to 2948 and encodes 870 amino acids.